Botrytis deweyae is the source of this 747-nucleotide messenger RNA. RefSeq lists its product as uncharacterized. Gene Ontology annotation, molecular function: peptidyl-prolyl cis-trans isomerase activity. The transcript is spliced from 4 exons. Bases 1 to 747 code for a protein of 248 amino acids. The record is from RefSeq and is a predicted model, not a curated record. Lineage: Eukaryota; Fungi; Ascomycota; Leotiomycetes; Helotiales; Sclerotiniaceae. Gene Ontology annotation, biological process: protein peptidyl-prolyl isomerization; protein folding.
AUGUUCUCAACGACUUCUGCCUUCCAAUGGCUUCAUAAUGACACUAAACCAAGAUAUAUGGCACCACCAUUUUCCACGCCUUCUCAGAAGUAUGCCUACCCGUCACCAAUUCUAUCGUCUGAGGGAAACAACUCUUCUCUCUACAAUCUCUUAACACCUUCAUUCUUCUCAAUCACUUCUUCGUUCCCAUUCAUCCAAUCCUCGACUUCAAAUCCCGUAGCUCCUUUGGUCAAGCCCGGAGAUGGGGACGACUCGAGCAAGAACUGCUUCUUUGACAUAACUGUUGAUUCUGCUCCCGCGGGUCGCAUCACAUUCAAGCUUUACGAUAAGAUCACUCCCCGAACUGCACGUAAUUUCCGUGAAUUGUGUACCGGUCAACAUGGAUUUGGAUAUGCUGGAAGUUCUUUCCAUCGUAUUAUUCCACAAUUCAUGUUACAAGGUGGGGAUUUCACUAGAGGAAACGGAACCGGUGGAAAAUCCAUUUAUGGUAGAACGUUUGCGGACGAAAAUUUCGAGCUCAAGCACACGAAGCCUGGUCAAUUAAGUAUGGCCAAUGCAGGCAGAAAUACGAACGGCUCCCAAUUUUUCAUUACCACAAUAGCCACACCUUGGUUGAAUGGUAAACACGUGGUGUUUGGCGAGGUAAUUGAGGGUAUGGAUCUUGUGAAGAGAAUCGAAGCACUUGGUACUCGUUCUGGUACUCCAAGAGCUCGUGUUGCUAUUGCUAAAUCGGGUGUCGUCGAGUAA